ACAGGAAAGACAGAGAGACAGAUAGAAAGAGAAACGUACAUAGUAUAACUCCCAUCUAUCUACCAUUCUUUGCAAAACAACCAGUCAGCUAUGCCUUCAAGGUGAAGAACAAAGAAAACAAAACGAACAAAAUCUAGUAAGAAAAUGGAAGACACCACAAACAAACCCACCUACCAUUCUCCACCUAAUUCUCAACUCCAAGGUAUCCAAGGGAAUGAGAAAGAAGUUGAUGUUGGUGAUCAGUAUGUUUUAGUUGGAGAAGAGGAAACAAAAGAAGGGUUUUAUUCUAUAUCUGCUGCAUCAUUGAUUUCUGCAGGGGAUAGUCAAAUGGAGGAAGCUUCAAAUGGCAAAAUAGAAGACACCCAGAAAGUGGAAUCUCAGGAAGAGAAUGUGGAGGUGGAAAGUUUGGUUGAAAUUGCAAAUGGGAAAUUUGAGGAGACUCAGAAAGUGGAACCACAGGCCGAGUAUAUCGAGGUGGCGAUUGAGGAUGUUGGGGAGGUCAAAGCCGUGGAUGAAUCCGUGAAAGAAAUUCUUAUUGAUGAGAAUUCCGAGUCUGUGGAUCAAUCAUAUGAUGGUGGUGAUUCAGGUUUGAGAACCAGCAAUUUUGACAAAGAGGAGAAGAGUUCUGAGGUGGUUGAUUCAGGUAAGUAUGAGGAAGAGGAGAAAGAGGUUUCUCACUCGGUUGCUGACUAUGUUAAGCCUAUUGUGUCUUUAUCUAUGGAUUUCAGUCAAGGUGUAGAAGAACCGGCUGAGAAUUUGACUGGAUUGGAAUCGAAGGAAAACGAGGAGAAAGUUCCACUAUCUUUAGAGAAGAGUAAUGGGAUUUCUCCGGUCAAGGCAAACGAGGAGGUGAAGGGGAUUGAGGAAACAAAACUGCCAUCUCCAGAUGAGAAUGAUGGUUCUUAUGAGGUUGCAAAAGAAACAACAUUGCCGGCCUUGGGAGAGGAUGGUAAAGUUCCCGAGGUGGUGCAAAAGGAAAUUGAGGAAACAGAAUUGCUGGCAUCAGAUGUGAGUGUUGCAGAGGCAUCAACUGGUGUUUAUCAGUCAUCAAAGGAAGAAGCUAACGAUUCAUUGCAGCCAUUGGCUAAUGCUCCAGCUGUUGACACAAGUAAUGUCGGUGAAGAGAGCAACAAGACUGAGAUUCCUGAAAGCACAGGAAAUCCGCAUAUUAUAUCAGUGUCUCAACGCCCCCUGCAACCAACUUCUUGGAAGAGUUGCUGUGGAAUUUUUGAAGUUCUACGCCGCUCUGAUAGAUAACUCAAGAAAAGAGAAUGUCGUGGGAUCGAGCAGUUAUAUUGUGAAGUUUGCAGACGAGUGUAAAGUAUCGUGGAAGCGUUAAUAAGUUGUGGUACAAGAUAUUCGUGCAUGAAAUGUAUUGAGACUAGUUAAAUAGAGAGUUUUAUAUUCAAAUUUGUUAUGCAGCUCAGAUUUGUAGUGCGAGUGGAGUGCAUUCUUUAUCAGUCAGUCCUGCUUUUAUAUGUUGUUUUUUUUUCCCUUAUGAAAUGGUGGUGUUUUAUGAUGAUUGAUUGAUUGUUGUCAAGAAUUUGUUGUGAUAGUACCCAUACAUUACAGUACAUGAUUUAUUCAUUUGUAUUUUCAGUUUA
Messenger RNA from Quercus robur (English oak), 1604 nucleotides. RefSeq lists its product as uncharacterized. The transcript is spliced from 4 exons. Bases 145 to 1257 code for a protein of 370 amino acids. Lineage: Eukaryota; Viridiplantae; Streptophyta; Magnoliopsida; Fagales; Fagaceae. The record is from RefSeq and is a predicted model, not a curated record.